Messenger RNA from Hyalella azteca, 1660 nucleotides. RefSeq names its product 28S ribosomal protein S35, mitochondrial (gene mRpS35). Gene Ontology annotation, biological process: mitochondrial translation. The transcript has 7 exons. The record is from RefSeq and is a predicted model, not a curated record. Lineage: Eukaryota; Metazoa; Arthropoda; Malacostraca; Amphipoda; Hyalellidae. Gene Ontology annotation, cellular component: mitochondrial small ribosomal subunit. Gene Ontology annotation, molecular function: structural constituent of ribosome. Bases 8 to 1255 code for a protein of 415 amino acids.
GAUUACUAUGUUUGGGAAUAAACUUGUAGCAAAUUUAAGUCAUAAAGGCUUAUUGUCAAUUCCUAAUGUAACCUUGCUGAGGCUUUCAUAUGUAGGCUUCUGCAGCAAAGCUCCAACAGAAGACCAUAAUGAUUCAUUUUCUGGAGAAGAUUUUCCACCACUUCAACUCUGGGCUCAUGAGAAGAAAGCUUUUUCAAGAAGAAAGCAAAAAAUGGCACAAGAAUUGCCUCCAAGGUCUGCAACUAUGAAGCCAGACCAAGACUGGACCAACGUGUGGCCUACCAGUCAUUCCUUCAAGCCUGCAACUGUGCCUCUGCCCAUCCGCAUGGGGAUGCCUCCCUCAAAUCGACCAACUCCAGACAAGUGGGCCAAUGCAGAGCUCAUGAAGAUCCCCAAUUUUUUGCACUUGACACCUCCUGCUGUUGAGAGGCAUUGCGCUGCCAUCCAAAAGUACUGUAGCCCAUGGCCAGAAGGUGUGUCAUAUGCAUCAGCGUUAACUGAGGACACCCAAAAUCCUGACCCCAACCCUAAGAAGAAAUCAAAAACGAAACUUCCAGGCUUCAGCCCUGACCCUGACGUGGUCUUCACAGACCCUGGCUACUUCCCUAUGAGUGUCACCAAAACCAGCUACCUCUACAGUGGGCCCUCUAUCAGAGACGAGCGAGCCAGGGUUGCUGUUGUUAAGGUUCGUUUAGAGGACUUGCAGCUUGAUGCCCACAGCUACGACAAGCUACUGCGGCUAGUGGGUGAUCGGUACGACCGAGCCAGCCAUACUAUCACCCUCACGGGCGACCGCUGCCCCUUGUACUCUCAAAAUCUGGACUACUGCAUGUACCUUCUCACUGUCAUGCUUGCUGAGGCGCAGACCAAAGAGGCGUGGGAGCACGAAAAGCCGCGCCAGGACCACGAAUCAUUCGAGUACAGCGGCAGCAGCAGCGAGGCGGCCGUAGCUGCUCUGCGGGAACGGCAGGCGCUAGCGGGCGUCGCUCCGGUCACUGAGCAGCAAGAACAGCGAUACAAGGAAGCUCUGAAUGGCCUCCUCAAUGGAGGCGAAACGGACGCUAGUGUAACCGAGUACGGCGAGAGCGUUCUCAACCUCCUCGGCAUCAGCGAGCGCGUGCACGACGCUGUCAGCCACCACAACCACAGCAUCGACAAUGACCUCAACUUACCUGACAUUUCCGUCAAAACUUACUUCGAAAGAAUCAAUGUUAAAUGGCAGAACUGCGGCUGGUAUCCUAAAAUACCUCGGUAAACCCGCCGUAAAUGAAUUUUUCAUUUUAUAUUAAUAUAUUAUUAUUAAUGGUUUUGGGAGGUUAGCAAGAUCGAAUUUGGGGAUUUACUCUUUCAGAACAUGUUCAGGUGGCUACUAAAUUUCAAAAUCAAGCGCAAAUUCUAACUAAAUAUUAGACACUUUCAACAAAUAAUAAAACAUCAUACCCUCAAUAUAGCUGCUAUUGUCGGAUUUGUAUAUGAAGUCAUGUUUCUUGAGCACAUGGUUUAAUGAUAAUCGACUACUUUGAUGUGAAAUAGUCCAUGCUGAAAAAGAACUUCAUUCGCAUUCUCUGAAGUAUCACAUCAGGAAUAAUGAGACGGUUCAGACAACAUAUUUAUUCAAUUACGUAAAUGUCAAUCUUGAAUGUACAUAAUCAUGACUAAC